AUGCAGCACAAACAGGAUGGUAGUUGUUCUAGAGUGUCAUCUGCUCACUCAAGCUUUUCUUGCUACUAUUGCCAAGAGAGCUUUCUCACUCCGCUUCUUCUAAUUCAACACGUGGAAUGGGUGCAUCGAAUAAAUUUGAUGAAGUCCUCUGGAAAGGAAGUUAAAAGCCAUCUAGUUGAUGAGCACAGCAUCUUCAAUACCAUAGAGGCCAAAACUACUUCGUCCAUUACGAAUGAGCUAAAGUCUGCAGUAGGAGUAUUUUCUAUGGCCUCAUCUUUUGAGGGUGAGAAACAAUCAUUUGAGGAAGGUCAAAUGGAGCUUCACCAAGAAAACAUAUUUUCUUCGACACAAGAUACUGGAACUGUCCGUGAGGCUGUUUGCAUUUCUUACAAGAGGAAAACGUGUUGCAUGGAGGAUGGAGGGGAACCUUGUGAGCAGAUUACAUCUUGCCCAAUACUGUUUCCAGAGGAAACAGCUUCAGAUUCAGAAGAGCUAGCUCAAAGAAUUUGUCCGAAAGAAAGCUAUAUCACCGAGGAAAACAAAACUCUGUACAAGGAGGAGACACAAUCAAGCGAUAAAGUUAGAAAUUUUACUUGCAUUCACUGUUCAAAACGCUAUUUUCAAAAUAUCCAUCUUCGCAAACACAUAAUGAAUGCACACACAGGUGAGAAGCCCUUUGCUUGCUCGAUGUGCGAUUAUAGGACAGUUGAAAAAAGUCAUUUGACGGUACACUUAAGGAGGCAUACGAAAGAAAGACCAUUUAGAUGCCAUAUUUGUGACUACAAAGCCUCCCAAAAUUCCACUCUUAAGAUACAUUGCCAAAGAAAGCAUAACGGGCAAUUUUUGUCUUGUUGUUGUAAUAAAAGAUUCUACACACAAAAGGAUAUUGAAAAACACUUAAAAAAAUAUAGCUGUGAUAAACUAAAAAUUUGA
This is a messenger RNA of Protopolystoma xenopodis, 933 nucleotides long. Lineage: Eukaryota; Metazoa; Platyhelminthes; Monogenea; Polystomatidea; Polystomatidae. The record is from the annotation of a GenBank genome assembly.